Messenger RNA from Cylindrotheca closterium, 1284 nucleotides. The record is from the annotation of a GenBank genome assembly. NCBI's taxonomy places the organism in Eukaryota, Bacillariophyta, Bacillariophyceae, Bacillariales, Bacillariaceae.
AUGGUCAUUGCAUACUUUACACCUGGAUUUGGAGCCCUUGGUGGCGCCCUGAUAGGAGGCUCUGCUGCCAUUUUGCUUCUAUUCUGCGGAGAAAUCUUGGGAGCCAGUGGCCUCGUCUCUUCCACAGGUCUCUACCCACGAAAGGCACUCACAGACCCUGGAGUUGCCUGGAAGCUAUUUCUCAUUGCCAUCUUUAUGCUUGUUUCCAAUGUUGUCUUGGCACAAUUCUUUCAUGAGGAUAACCGGUUAUUCAACGAUCCAAGCAUACCAAUUGUCAGCAUGGCAGGAUAUUUGAUUGGCGGCUUCUUUGUUGGGUUCGGUACCCGAUUGGGCAAUGGAUGUACCACAGGCCACGGCAUUUGUGGUAUGGCCCGGCUCAGCAAGCGAUCCUUCUCUGCGGUAGCUACCUUUAUGCUAUCUGCUAUUGCCACUGCCAACGUGGUGGCACCUGAUAACAAGGCUCUUGCCGAGUACACUGCCUUUUUGCGUACGGACCAAUCCUUUGAACUUUUCAAUCAAGGGAUCGGACUGGCUGUCGUGGUCCCCAUUGUUCUGGCUGCUGCUUAUGCCUUGUUCAAUCUCCGAAGGUCCUAUCAACUUAUCAGCACUGAUGCUGAAGCGAAGGUUGCACCAGUGGAAGGCUCUACUGAACUGCACGUCGUCCACCACCAUGACGAAGAGGCUGCUGAUCCUACUAAACAACAAGAAGCUUCUGCUGACACUACGGAGCAAAUAGCUUCCGACUCUGUAGUCGAAGUCGAGCCCAAGUUCACUGCCAACAAGAAGAUGCCAAAUCGAAACGAACGCGUCAACAUCAUGGACGGUGUGAGCAAGCUGAAACCGGCAGCAAUGGCAGGUGUCACUUUUUCCACUGGCCUUGCCUUGAGUGGAAUGGUCAAGCCAUCCAAGAUCAUUGGUUUCCUCAACUUGUUUCUACUGGAAAAGGGAACAUGGGACCCAACUCUCAUCAUGGUCAUGGCUGGGGGAUCCAUUGUCAGCUGGAUCUCGUAUCAAUUUGUCUCUGGACAUGGAAUCGUCCAAAACUCGUACGCCAUGGAAUGCCCACGCAGAUCAAGUGGCUUUUCGAUUCCCACCAACAAGAACAUUGAUGGCCAAUUAUUGAUUGGUUCUCUGUGCUUUGGAAUUGGCUGGGGAGUUGCUGGAUUGUGUCCAGGCCCUGCCAUGUUCUUGGCUGCCAGCGGUACCAUACCAAUCCUCGCCUUUUGGUGGCCAACCUUCUUCCUUGGAGCCUUGCUGGCACAAAAGAUUAAGGACCGAUCAUAG